GAUCAUUUAAUUUUGAAAUUCGUAACUCGUCCGCUCUCUUCUUCACCCAAUAGGAAAGAAAGAGAAGAGAAGAGAAGAGAAGAGGGAGCGUUACUUGUUGGAUCGAGGGAGAAGCUAGCCCUUCGCCUGAAAAUGACGAAGCGGAAUCUCCGAUCGAAGGAGUCUACAAUCGGUGAAGACGCCGAGCUACUCUUCCAGAAGAAGAUUCGAGAUCUGGAGUCCGUCAACGAAUCUCUCAAGCGUGAUGUGGAAGAGCUGAGGUCCAAGCUUGCUGAUGUUUCUGUCAGUUCUUCUGGUCAGUCGAGUAGAGAGUUCUCCAACAAGUCUAUUGCUACAAAAGAGAAGGGUAUGAGCUCAAGGAGCAAGUCCAAUCCACGUUCUAUGUGCUCUACAAAGAAGCACAUAACUGAGAGUUGUGUAAAGCAGGUUGAUGGUGAAGUCCAGAAACUCAAAGCCCAAAAGGUUAAGUUGCAGUGCAAGAUCAAGCUAGACUCUAUGCAAUUCAGGCUAUCUAAAGCUUCCCUCGAAAAGGAAACUCUUCAGCUCAAGAAGGAUCUAAGGAAAAGCGAGUUCCAGAAACAAGUACUCUCGGCUUUGAACAGGCGCCAGAAGCUGAUUUUGCAGCUGAAGAAUACACAAGCUUUGACAGCCCUUAAGCGCUUGAAAUUGCUUCUGCAACCCAAAAAGACUCUUUCCAAGAAAAAUAAUGGUCCACCAAUAGGAACGAGCUCUACGAUUCAGGAGCCUAGCAAUGAAGUCGGGCUGCUAGUGAAGUUGAACAAGAUUCACUCUGGUUACGAACGGCAAAUGAAAGAAAUAGCUGAAGAGGUAAAAAAGUUCAGCCUAGAGGCAAGUGUGUUGAAGGCAGAGUUCGAGGGAGAGCAAAACUCAUUCUCUCCGUCAUGUGACAACGCACUCAACCAGACCCCUAUGGACUCGGAAUUAAAGGAACUUAAAGAGGAAUUUAGCAAACUAAGUACUCUAGUCAGCCAGAUGGAAAUGGCUAAAUCUCAAUUCAGUCUAACAGAUAAAGCUCAGACCGUACCAGCUGAAUACUCUAUCCCCAGUAAGGAUAACGAAGAAUCAAACUUAGUACUUUCUCAGCAGAAAACUUCCGAGGGAACAAUCUAUGGUACCAGUGAUGAGUCAAGCAUAGAGCCAUCUCAAGUGAAAGAGACUGGGGAAACGCUCUCGUCUGAGGAAGCGCAUUGCAAAAAGGAGCCGAGGAAAGCUGAGAUGUGUUGCUCUUGCACCAAGAAAUCUCUGUGCAAGACGAAAAACUGCAAAUGCAGAGCAAAUGGAAGUGGGUGCGGUAUCUCUUGUGGCUGCAUAGCCUCCAAAUGUAGCAACAGAGGAGAAAACGUAAGAUCUGACAAAGCAACGCAGGCAAUAGUAGAUGGUAAGAAGCCUGUUGACGACAGCAAAAAUGCAAACAAACAACCAUUGCGUGAUAUAGGGAAUAUACAAGAAGCUGGAAAAGUUGGCAAGUUGAGAAAAGUGCAGAAGCCAGUUGCUAAGAAGUAAUCAAAAUGACAAAUAAAGAGAAAGCUUCAAGACCUCAGAGAGUGAGAAUUAUACAAUGUUAAGAUUGCCAGCAGCUUGAUUGGUUUUGUUUUGGUUGACGAUCUAUAAAUUCUUCAGAACUAUCAUAUAGUAGUUCGACA
Brassica napus (rape) is the source of this 1664-nucleotide messenger RNA. RefSeq names its product chromosome-associated kinesin KIF4. Gene Ontology annotation, biological process: microtubule-based movement; mitotic spindle organization. Lineage: Eukaryota; Viridiplantae; Streptophyta; Magnoliopsida; Brassicales; Brassicaceae. The record is from RefSeq and is a predicted model, not a curated record. Gene Ontology annotation, molecular function: microtubule motor activity. The coding region runs from base 133 to 1524 and encodes 463 amino acids. The transcript has 12 exons.